AACGAUAAACGUGUCUAUCGGUGCCAUCACUAAUGAGCAACAAUCGUCAGUAGCUUAGGAAAUUGUUUAUAUUUUGCUCUAUUUUUAUUUGCGUAAAAUGAACACAGCCGACACAGAAUCUCAUUUAUUGGCCCUGAAGGUUAUGCGACUGACCCGACCAACGCUGGUGGGACUUGGGCCAAUUGUUACCUGCGAACCGAAGGAUUUGCCGCAGAGUUUUAAUCGACUGGUGGAGUACGAUGGAAUUGCCAGGACAAGUGCUGAAGCACUGGGCGCUGGGCAGACAAUGCUGUUGCCACAAUCCUUUGGCAAUAUAUACCUGGGCGAAACGUUUUCCAGUUACAUCUGUGUGCACAAUUGCACCACUCAUCCCGUUGAAGGUGUCUCCGUGAAAGUAGACCUGCAGUCGAACAACACGCGUAUUAAUCUGCUGAUGCAUGAGAACAAGAAAUCCUCCGUGGUGCUGACGGCAGAUGAGACACUCGACGAUGUCAUUCGAUAUGAAGUCAAGGAGAUUGGUACACAUAUAUUGGUGUGCGAAGUGAAUUACACGAGUCCCGCUGGAUUUGCUCAGUCGCUGCGCAAGUUCUUCAAGUUUCAAGUUCUCAAGCCGCUGGAUGUAAAGACUAAGUUUUACAAUGCCGAAAUGGAUGAAAUAUAUUUGGAGGCGCAAAUACAAAACGUGACCACCGGUCCAUUUUGUUUGGAGAAAGUCGAAUUGGAUAGUUCGGAGCAGUAUACGGUGACAUCCUUGAAUACCCUGCCCAACGGCGAAUCUGUUUUCACCUCAAAGAAUAUGCUGCAGCCAAAUAAUAGUUGUCAAUUUCUCUAUUGCAUUAAGCCAAAGCCUGAAAUUGCCAAGGACAUCAAAACACUGCGCCAAGCCAACAAUGUUGGCAAACUGGACAUUGUCUGGCGAUCGAACUUUGGCGAAAAGGGUAGAUUGCAAACGAGUCAAUUGCAGCGAUUGCCCUUUGAGUACAAGGAUUUACGGUUAGAAGUGAUUGAUGCCGAAAAUAUUGUCAAAAUUGGCACAAUCCUUACAUUCCAAUGCAGAGUCACCAAUACCGCUGAGCAUUCGAUGAAGCUGCAUGUUACACUCGAGACGAAAGCGUUUGCCGAUUGUCCGUACACGGGUUCAGCGGAUUUCGAGUUGGAUGUGCUGCAGCCAGGCGAGAUGGCUGAAUUUCCACUCACUAUUUGUCCAUCCAAAUUGGGACUGAUCAAAAUAUCACCAUUACUUAUUGUGGACACGCUGAAAAACGAACAGUUCCUAAUGACAAAAGUGGUGGAAGUCUUUGUCGUCGAUGCCGAUUAUCAUCAGGAUGGCACAUUCCUGUUGAACAAGCUGAUACGUUAUGAGAAUCCCAUUGACUCGCUAAUGCAAAACCAAAUGCAGCUGCAGGUGGUCUAAUUGUUGUAACUCAAAUGAAGUGUAAAAUUUGAAUUUUUGUUAAAAUAAGCUUAUUAUUAUAUCCAUCAGUUACAUAUGCCUGUAAGC
This is a messenger RNA of Drosophila grimshawi, 1501 nucleotides long. Its product is annotated as probable trafficking protein particle complex subunit 13 homolog. The transcript is spliced from 5 exons. The record is from RefSeq and is a predicted model, not a curated record. The coding region runs from base 98 to 1414 and encodes 438 amino acids. Gene Ontology annotation, cellular component: TRAPPIII protein complex. Lineage: Eukaryota; Metazoa; Arthropoda; Insecta; Diptera; Drosophilidae.